Paraglomus brasilianum is the source of this 2271-nucleotide messenger RNA. The record is from the annotation of a GenBank genome assembly. NCBI's taxonomy places the organism in Eukaryota, Fungi, Glomeromycota, Glomeromycetes, Paraglomerales, Paraglomeraceae.
AUGGUACGCAGAAACAAGCAAGCAGAAUCAAACACAUCAACAAAAGCACCGAUCGAUUCACAGGCUCUGACAAAAGAACAGGAGGAGGAAAUGUCAUCGGCCCUAAUAGCUAAAUUGCUCGCACAAGAUGAACUGGGCGAGGACCACCCAUAUUAUAGCGAGUAUGGAAGUAAUACAUAUGAACAGUUCUUCGAAUCUGACCAUAUGGAUACAGACGACGAUUAUGAUCCCACAGCCAGAGGGAAAACUAAGAAGCAAGCAAAAAAACGAACUCAAAAACAAAAGCCGUUCAAACCAGAACGCUCGUCUCUUGGUCGAUUUUCGCCUGACGCUUCGGCCGGAGUCACCCAAGAAUCAAAAUCACCCGAGUCAACGACAGACGAAUUAACGCUUCUCAAGGAUCUCAAAUCCCCCAAACUCGCCAAAACAUCAAAAUCUGCAAAGGAUUCUGCAACAGUUAAACAUCCAACAUCGCCAACAGAAUUUAAUGACACCAAAUCGUCUCCUGAACCCCCGUCGACAUCCACACAAACGCUUUUAACGCCUUCGGAACCGAAAGACGUUAAUUCUAAAAACUCAUCCGACAAGAAUCUGGCCGAUGAUGGUUCGGGAGGGAAUUGCAGUCAGGAUAACCAACAAACUGUAACUUAUGACAAUGUAACGACCAUCACGUAUGUUGAUCGUACGGGUCCAAAGAAAGUAAAAACACCAAAAAAAUUACAAGCCGGAUUUAACAGCGGCACGUAUACAGGGGACGAGGAAAAGAGGUUUUUAGAGGGGCUCGAGUUUUACGGACGCGAUUGGAAGAAGCUCGCUGAACAUAUCGCGACAAGAGAUGCCAAUUCGAUCCGAAGCCAUGCUCAAAAGUACUUUAUCAAACUUUAUCGAGAUGGACUACCUCUACCGAAGAAAGUACAAGAAUCAGGUGCUGGCUAUACCUUAUCUGGUAAAACACUGGAUCCCGAUUCUGCCGCUGCUAGGCCUUACCUCAGUCGCGUUGCUCACAGUAAACUACCGGCACAAGGAGAUUUGACAACAUCAGUGAACGCUCAGACACCAAAAGGUUUGGAUAUCGAAGUGGAUAGUCCGAGUACGUCGCCCAGGAGUAGUCCUAUCCCAUUUGCAAAGAACGCGGGCUUUAAAAGACGAAAGGAGCCAAAAGAACCCAAGCCGCCAAAAGAGCCCAAGCCGCCAAAGGAACCCAAAGAACCAAGACCUCCCAAAAGACAAAAAGUCGCCAAACCUAAUAAAUCCGAUGAUGGCGGUCCGGAAUUUUCAUAUGGUGCUGACGGGCGUACUGAAUAUGCGAAGAAUAAACUACGCAGCAGUAAAGAACGUGUACAUGCUAAUACUACAAAGUUCGAGAGUCAUGCUGAUCCUCAUACGUUGGUCAAAUGCACACCAUUCAUUGGAGCACCAAAUUCCAACGUUUCUGGAUGUCAGCCAUUUUCGAUAAUUGUCGAAUCCAAUGUCAUGCUAGCCAUGGAUUUCCAUGCACAUCUUAUGCAAACAGAAAUCAUUGGUUUCCUUGCUGGCAAUUGGCUAUCCGAAGAGAGGAAAUUGGUGGUAAAGGCCACAUACCCCUGCCGCUCAUUAAAUACGGGUGAAAAUCGCACAAACGUUGAAAUGGAUCCAACUUCAGAAUGUGAAAUCCGUCAGCGCAUUGUCGAUCGCAACAUGCGCGUUGUUGGAUGGUAUCAUUCCCAUCCUACGUUUGCGCCUGAUCCAUCGAUACUCGAUCUUCAAAAUCAACAAAACUAUCAACUGCUGUUCAGAGACGAGGCAUUAAACGAAGAGCCGUUCGUUGGAGCUAUUAUUGGACCAUAUGAUAAAUGUCUUCCAGGCGCAACAUCGGCCAUUAAUUGGUUUUAUGUGAGUAAUUCGCUCGAAGAUCUUGGACAACCCAAGAAGCUUGCGUAUGGAGUUGCAAAUGAUGCUCAAUUUCCUAAAGCAGCCGCUGACGAACUGCUUAAACUUCUUGAUGAAUAUCGCCUAUCUGCUGAACGAGUAAAAUUCAGUGAAUGUUGGCGGCCUGAAACGGGUGAAACUAAACUAGAAAAGCUUAUUAGAUCGUUGGGCAAACGCAUGCCAUGGCUCAACGUCAGAAACAAACAAGACGCGGAUGGUUCUGAGCAAACAGAGAAUAAUAUGGAUGUUGAUUCCGAAUCUUGUGAAACUGAGUCGGGGGGUAAUCCGUCGACGUCAAUGAGCAAUAACUGGAGAACCGACGAUUUCUUAUUGCGUAUUGAAGGAUGUUUGAGGGCGUGGUGA